AUGGCCCCUGAUUUGCGAGCAUUGGACAAACAAGAGCGGUUUUGCUUCGACACGUUGAACAACGUGGUCAAAUUUAUUAAUGACUACGAUGAAGCGCGAGAUAAGGGUCAGAUCGCGGGUUGGAUGGAUCGCUUGGAGGGGCUUUUUGAGAACUUUUUGAAGAUUCGCUUAGAAAUUGAUUUGCUGCAGGAUGAUGAAUCGCCAACUGCAGACGAAGAUGAAAAGCUUAGUCGUGCCUCACGUGAUCGGUUUGAAAAGAUCUACGUGCAGGUGAAAGGUUUUCUCGUAAAUGCUGAACGCACAGCUAACGCGGUGCCCUCCACCAGUGCAGGUGCGGGUUCACAUGUCAAUCGCGACAAUCCAAUGGCUCGGAUAAAGCUUCCCGAAGUCAAGCUUCCUUCCUUCAGCGGAUCAGUCACUGAGUGGCUGACUUUUCGAGACACGUUCAAGAGUCUCAUCGAUUACAAUCCAAAUCUUUCUGAUGUGGACAAAUUUUCCUAUCUUGUCGCAUCAUUGAGAGGGGAAGCUAAGCGGGUUGUCGAGCCUAUCGACAUUACUGAUGCCAACUAUGCCAUUGCUUGGCAGUCUCUGACAAAGCGCUUCGAUAACAAAAAGCUUGUGGUUAAAACCUAUAUAGAUGCGUUUCUUUCCGUCGAACCCCUGAAGCGGGAAAGUUACGAAUCCCUUUCUCGACUGAUUGACGACUUCGAACGAAAUCUGCAGAUGAUUGAGAAAAUGAACAUCGACACCCAGGGUUGGAGUGUGUUGCUGGCUCACAUCGUGUGCUCUCGUCUCGACACUGCAACGCUCAAGCAGUGGGAAAAGCAUCACAAAUCGACAGACGUUCCCCGUCAAUCGCGCCUGGGAAAGCGCGGGCCUCUGAUCCCCCCCCAAUCUGAUCCAGCGCGUGUGCCGAAGAUCAAGGUUAGCAGCGUGCAUUCCGUCGUUAAUUCCCCUCAAAAGCCAUGCUGUUUCUGUGAUCAGUCUGCCCACUCGCCGUUCAAAUGUGAUGUGUUCCGCAAGCUGGCCGUUUCCGAACGGUACGAUUUGGUGAAGAAAAGGAGUCUCUGCAUCAACUGCCUGUCCGCUGAUCACCAGGUUAGGAACUGCGCAUCCGGUGCCUGCCGCGUCUGCAGUCAAAAGCAUCACACGAUGCUCCACCAACAAGCUCCCAUUCGCAAUCCUCCCCAACCACAGGGUCCCAAACCAAACUCAAGCCAGCCCUCCACAAAUCAGACUCAAUCUCAACCUCAAAUCGCUUCAACUACGUCGUCCAACGCAAAUAAGUCUUCCUCGCCAUCUAUCGUCCCUGACGAACAGACACCAUCCACGAGUGCCCUUAGUCAUUGCUCCACCUCCUCGGUUGCCAACGUCCGCCGAAUUCCAUCAACCGUUUUGCUGCAGACGGCGCUCGUGAAGGUCAUCGAUUCGUCGAAAAACACCCUGUGGGCUAGAGCGUUGCUCGAUCCCGCCUCGCAGCUGAACAUAAUUUCCGAAAGCUUGGCCCAACGAUUGCAAGUGCAACGGGUCAAGGAACACCACAUCGUCGGGGGAAUCGAACAAUCCUCUACUCCGUCCACACACUCUGUCGUAGUCCACAUCCAGUCGCAUUGCUGCCGUUUUCGUACCCAGCUUAAGUUCCACGUGCUGCCUGCUGUGACACGUGAACUUCCUUCGAAUAGCAUCGACGUAGACGAAUGGAAUUGGCCUACCGGAGUAAUCCUGGCAGAUCCCCAAUUCAACAAACCAGCAGCAGUGGAUAUGAUUAUCGGAGUGGAUGCGUAUUAUGAUAUGCUUCUCGAUGGACUGAUUCGCCUAGGCCCCGGACGGCCUGUGUUGCAGAAUACCUUGCUGGGUUGGGUCGUCUCCGGUCGGGCUGGUAAUAGCCGACCAGAUCCCGAAAUUGUUAGCAUCGUUCACGUUUGCAGCACGGACGGGCUCGAACAGCAGUUGUCCAGAUUUUGGGAACUUGAAUCCUGUCAGUCCUCCAGCACAUUGUCCGUAGAAGAAUCGACUUGUGAGGCUCACUUCGUCGCCACUACCACGAGAGCUGAGUCCGGUAGAUUCGUUGUCCAACUUCCGAAGAAACCCUCCAUUCUAUCGCAGAUGGGGAACUCGUAUGAUAUCGCCAAACGUCGGUUCCUAUCCGUGGAACGCCGAUUACAAGCCAAACUCCAACUGAAGACAGCUUACUCCGCUUUCAUCGAGGAAUACCGAAUCCUUGGACACAUGAAGGAAGUAGUAGAUGUUAGUCAGCCCACACCGUAUCGCCCGUAUUAUCUUCCACACCACUGCAUCGAACGUCCCGACAGCGUAACCACGAAGCUUCGCGUAGUUUUCGACGCGUCUUGCGUCACGGACACCAACGUUUCUCUGAACAACGCGCUGAUGGUGGGACCCACCGUCCAAGAUGACCUCUUCUCGUUGAUCCUGCGGUGGCGAACCCAUCGAUACGUGAUUAUUGCGGACAUCGAAAAAAUGUACCGCCAGAUUCAGGUGCAUCCUUCAGACCAGUGUCUGCAACGGAUUCUUUGGAGAGAUGAUCCGUCGGAGCCGAUUCGCAUUUUCGAGCUCUCCACGGUAACGUAUGGCACUUCUUCAGCGCCGUAUCUAGCCACCCGCUGUCUGAAAGAACUCUCCGUGAUAGGCCGUCAGUCUCAUCCUCUCGCUGCCAAAGUCGUAGAUGAAGACUUUUAUAUGGACGAUCUCUUUACCGGAAGCAAGACCAUUCGAUCUGGAAGGGUCUUGUGCACGCAGCUCCUUCAGCUUCUGCAUUCCGCUGGAUUUCCACUGCGCAAAUGGUCGUCCAAUUCUCCGGAGAUUCUCUCGCAUAUUCCUGAGGCACUACGUGAUGAACGAACCGUAUUGGGCCUCGAUCCAGGAGCUUCCAUCAAAACUCUCGGGCUUAGGUGGGAGCCAGCUUCCGAUUGCUUCGGCUUCCACGUUCCAAAAUGGAAGCAAGACAUUUGCGUUUCCAAGCGGCAAGUGGUUUCCGAUUCUUCGAGCCUUUUUGAUCCGCUCGGCUUCAUAGGCCCAGUUAUCGUAGUUGCCAAGUUGUUCGUGUAG
Molecule: messenger RNA, 3066 nt
Organism: Aedes albopictus (Asian tiger mosquito)
Lineage: Eukaryota; Metazoa; Arthropoda; Insecta; Diptera; Culicidae
Exons: 2
Coding region: 1-3066 (1021 amino acids)
Source: RefSeq, a predicted model, not a curated record